This is a messenger RNA of Oppiella nova, 354 nucleotides long. Lineage: Eukaryota; Metazoa; Arthropoda; Arachnida; Sarcoptiformes; Oppiidae. The record is from the annotation of a GenBank genome assembly.
AUGGAGUUGGGUGGCCAUAGUCUUAAGGACAUUCUUAUACGCAAACCACAAGUAUUUGGUCGACAACCGGGAGAACCCAUGAAUUCAAUCGAGUUUUACAUAUCGUGUCAUAUAUUCAAAGAGCUCUUAGAGUGCGUCCAGUAUUUGCAUGAAUUGAGUCCACAGAUCAUCCACAGGGACCUCAAACCCGACAAUAUUUUGUUGGCGAAGAAUGUAAGGAAGGGUAGUUCACUGGAAUUGAGUAUUUACUCGGGAUAUGAAAUAUAUGAGAAAUUCAUUAAAUUGGAUCAAAUCAUUGACUCAAUGAGUGCUGUAAUUGAUACCAGAAGACCCGAGUGUUCGCCACUCAUAUGA